GUACACCCGUGACCUCCACAACAGCGGGCACUCCUUGAACAGAAGCAGAAGAAGAAGAGGCAGGAGCCUCUGAUGGUCCAGUCUAAUGUAGACGGGAGAUCUCGCACUCGUCGGACCAAACAGAGCGAGGAACAGGCUCCGCUGGUAGAAUCCUACCUCAGCAGCAACAGCAGCACCAUGUACCAUGUGCAAGAAGCGGAACAGGAGGAGGUGAAGGUGAUAGCAGACACACAGCCACCUCGCUCCGCCAAAAAGGGCAAAGCAUCAGCCAGCUCCACUCCUCAGACGGGCAGCGACAAGAAGGAGAGGAAGGGGAAGCACAAAGCAGCAAUCGAUGGCCUGGCUUCGUUGCAAGAUGAUGGUCAGAUCCAGAUCCUGACGGUGGGUCACCCCAGCACAGAGGAGGGCGAAGCAGAACCUGUCAUGUGCUGCACUCAGUCACAGAGUAAACAGGACCUGCGCGUCACCAUGCUCAAGAAAGGUAUAUCCAGCAGUAUGAAUUUUGAUGAAGAAGAGGACGACGAAGAUGAAAUUAGCUCAAGUUCCUCACAGCUCAACAGCAACACAAGACCAGGUUCUGCCACUAGCAAGAAGUCAUGCAAGGAAGUGGCCUCAGCACCCACUCCACCAGUCAAUGAACCUGCCAUCGAUGUAGAUGAUCUUGAAGAAUUUUCUCUGAGACCUGCACCCCAGGGGGUCAGAGUGAAGUGCAGAAUCACCAGAGACAAGAAAGGCAUGGACAGAGGCAUGUAUCCCACCUACUACCUACACCUGGAGAGAGAGGACGGCAAGAAGGUGUUCCUGUUAGCAGGCAGGAAGAGGAAAAAGAGUAAAACAUCAAAUUACCUCAUCUCCAUCGAUCCCACUGAUCUGUCUCGAGGUGGAGAGAGCUUCAUUGGUAAACUGAGGUCUAACCUCAUGGGAACUAAGUUCACUGUGUAUGACAGCGGCCUGAACCCCAUGAAGAGCACCACCAGCCUUGAAGCUAGCAACCUGCGUCAAGAGCUAGCAGCCAUUUGCUAUGAAACCAAUGUUUUAGGAUUCAAAGGACCUCGCAAAAUGAGUGUCAUCAUUCCUGGAAUGAACAUGGACCACGAGAGAGUGUCUAUCCGCCCACGAAAUGACCAUGAGUCACUGCUGGCGAGGUGGCAGAACAAGAACACAGAGAGCGUGAUAGAACUUCACAACAAGACACCUGUGUGGAACGAUGACACACAAUCCUAUGUGCUGAACUUUCAUGGCCGAGUCACUCAGGCCUCCGUUAAAAAUUUCCAAAUUAUUCACGACAACGACCCUGACUACAUUGUGAUGCAGUUUGGCCGUGUGGCAGAGGAUGUCUUCACCAUGGACUAUAACUACCCAAUGUGUGCCCUGCAAGCCUUUGCCAUUGCCCUCUCCAGCUUUGACAGCAAGUUAGCCUGUGAAUAGAUCUCAGCCUGAAGUCCAACGGUGAACUGGUCCAUCUGUCCUCUCAACAAGGGCUGUUAAUGUAUCCUUGGGGCUGGUUUGAAAUCUCCAAAUCACCCAGCACCCUGGAAGUCCUGCAUAUCCCAAAACGCUUUAUGGGCCUCAAGAUUUGUGUGUGCGGCAGCGGUGGGGGGGGGGGGGGGGGAGGUUGGAUAAUUUUGGUCAGUGGAAGAAAACAAGCACAAAGAGUAAUCCACUUUCAAAAUCCAAUUCCUUUGUUUUUGAUAACUAUAGUCAUUUUGUACUGUGCUGGCAUUAUAAAAGCAAACACUGUUUCUUUAUGUAGUAGUUAGAGAAAUUUGACAUUUCUUUAUCUGUAAAUGAUUACUAACAAUUUCACAUCUGUAAGUUUCAAGAGCUGACUGGCUUUUAUGUAAUCUGCCACACCAUCACCUCAAGCAUGAAUACUGCAUAUAUAGUUACUGAAUUAACAAUAACAUGCACGUCACAAUAUAUUUAUUUUUGUUAUUUAUGUAUUUAUUACAUGUUUUCUGUUAUCACUCACAACAAUUGCAGCAGCAUUGGCUCCAUGGAGCUGCAAGCACAUAACUUAGCAUUACAAGUAGGAAUAUCUCCUGAUCCCACACAAAACAACGAGCAAAUUGGACGUGAACAGGGAAAAGGCAUGUUACACUGUGCUGUGUACCAUAUGUUGUGUCACAGUGUCAUGUAUGUGAAUGUAUAGGAUGAUGGUGCACUUUACUUUUUAGUCUGUCGUGGAUGAGAUAUAGCUGUACAUACUUUAUUGUGCCUUUGAAGACCAAUUCCAGUGGUACGCUUUGGCCAAACAAUGAGCUGAGCUUGAAUUGGUCUUUGCUAUUCUUGCUGUCCUCACAUGCAUUGGAGAUCCUUCUCUGUAGCUACUUGUCUAAUGCAGAGUUCAUUAAGAUUGAUUAGAUGGAGUUGCAAAAACCUCCAGAAGACAAUAAUCCAAAGUGCACAUUAUUGGACAACAUUGUAGUGAUUGUCCAGGUAUAUUUAAAUUACAUUUAGGGCCUAGAACACACAAGACUGAAGAGUUGAAUAAUUAUUUACAUUUUACUGUAGAUCCGGCAGCAGAUAUAAUAUCCAAGGCACUCAGGCUUAAGAGUGUGUUCAUAUCUUCUGAUGUCUCCUUCCUGGAAAAAUA
Molecule: messenger RNA, 2596 nt
Organism: Etheostoma spectabile (orangethroat darter)
Lineage: Eukaryota; Metazoa; Chordata; Actinopteri; Perciformes; Percidae
Gene: tub
Product: TUB bipartite transcription factor
Exons: 10
Coding region: 73-1428 (451 amino acids)
Biological process (GO): protein localization to cilium
Cellular component (GO): cilium
Source: RefSeq, a predicted model, not a curated record